CCUUCUUCAUCUGCAUCGAAGUUCAUGAUCUUUUCUUUCCAUUCUCUGGUAGCAUACCAUUGCAGGUGGAUCCAAUUGACAAGUACGAUUCGAGGCUCAAACAGCCAUCAGAAUGGUUCGACGGUCCAAUACCUCCUCCCCCUUGACUCCGGAGUUUGACGUACUUGUUGAGGAGAAACUCGCCAAAUGGAAGGUCCCCGGCCUGACCGUGUCUGUGAUUCAUGGAUCAAGCACCUAUGCCAAGGCAUACGGAAUCGCCGAAUUCCCAGACAAGAAAAUGACCGUCGAAUCUCUGUUUGAUACUUGUAGUACCACAAAAGCCUUCACUGCUGCCCUCAUGUCGAUGGUCAUUGAUGAUAGCAAGAACUCAUCGACACCAAUCACCUGGGAUACACCAGUCUCAUCUUUGAUCAGAGAUGAUUUUGUCUUGGCGGACCAGUAUGCCACCGCAAACACCACCGUCGAAGACAUGCUUUCCCAUCGUUCCGGCUUACCGGGGCAUUUUGGGUCUAUGUCACUGGCCUUUCCGAACGAGACCCUCCGGGGGGAAGUUCGAAAGCUACGUGAUCUGCCCCUAGCGUUUGCCCCACGCACGACAUUCAAUUACUGUAAUCACAUGUUCAUGGUUGCGUCGCAUGUGCUGGAAACGCUGUCGGGUGACGACCUUGGAAGCAUCAUGAAGAGGCGGAUAUGGAAGCCUCUUGGAAUGGAUGAUACGUACUUCUCUAACAAAGACGUUCUGGCAUCUCCAUCAACUGCACAACGCCUGGUAAAAGGUUAUACGUGGGACCCCACCACGGAACGCUAUGUCGAACGCCCGUACAUAGACUAUGCACCUACUACCGGGACCGGUGCCAUUGUCAGUAACGUUCUCGACUACGCUAAGUGGAUACGCACGAUGAUCUAUCAAGGAGCACCGAUCUCACCUGAGGGAUAUAAGGAGCUUUUGUCUCCGCGAACAAUCAUUCGAGACUGGGAGGACUUGAUUGUUCCUCCUGCCCCGUUCCAUCUCUACUCGCUCGGCUGGUUUGUGGAUAACUAUCAUGGCGAGCAGUUGUUCUGGCAUGCGGGAAGCUGGGAGGGAUUUGGAAUCAUGGUUGGUUUUGUCCCGAGCAGACAGUUCGGCUUCGCCAUGAUGGGGAACACGCAGAAGGCCAGGUAUGCGGAACUUGAGCUAUAUCUCUAUCUUCUGGAUCGCCUGCUGGGCAAGUCAGAUGAAGGUAGGGAGACAUAUAUAGCCAAGAUUGAGGCGUUUGUGCGGGAGAGGCAGAAAACCCAGCUGCAGAGCCUGGAGGAGGUGAAACAACGACUGUUCCCAUCUUUUACCGAUCGAUUUCCGCUUCCUUUAUCGUUGGAUGACUAUACGGGUACAUAUUCGCACCCGGGUCACGGGCCUAUCACACUCUUUAUCAAGGAUGAAAGACUUCAUGCAGACUUGAUGGAUCGAGUGGCAAAGGCAUGGAUGCGCCUGGAGCAUGUCAGUGGGCUGUUCUUUGUGGUCAAGUUCUAUAAGCCUGGGGCAGAAGGAGUUGACCCUGAGUAUACUUCGGCGCAGUUCUAUGUGGGUGUGACGGGCGUGGUGGAGAGGCUGGGUCUGGAUUUGGAGCCCGCACUGAAGGGGCAGAUGAUCUGGUUUGAAAGAGUGCAAGGAUAGCAAUAGUGUUUAUGAAGUUCGCUGGCGUGUGACAUUCCACAAGUGUCACAGCAUUUGCUGUGUUUGUAAUAAUCCCAGUUCAUUAUUUGGUAGACAUGCAAUGGAAAUGGAGCCUACCAAUGAC
Messenger RNA from Aspergillus homomorphus CBS 101889, 1778 nucleotides. RefSeq names its product beta-lactamase/transpeptidase-like protein. The record is from RefSeq and is a predicted model, not a curated record. The transcript is spliced from 2 exons. NCBI's taxonomy places the organism in Eukaryota, Fungi, Ascomycota, Eurotiomycetes, Eurotiales, Aspergillaceae. Bases 113 to 1654 code for a protein of 513 amino acids.